This is a messenger RNA of Megalops cyprinoides (Indo-Pacific tarpon), 1777 nucleotides long. RefSeq names its product peroxisomal biogenesis factor 11 beta (gene pex11b). Lineage: Eukaryota; Metazoa; Chordata; Actinopteri; Elopiformes; Megalopidae. Gene Ontology annotation, biological process: regulation of peroxisome size; peroxisome fission. Bases 520 to 1320 code for a protein of 266 amino acids. Gene Ontology annotation, cellular component: peroxisomal membrane. The transcript is spliced from 4 exons. The record is from RefSeq and is a predicted model, not a curated record.
UGGAGAACAUUAGCAAACUGCUACUGCUGCAUGUUUCUGAUUAAGUUAUAUAUUAAUUUCGGGUGGCAUGGCGCUGUUGUUGUUUUUGUCGUUUUAUGUUUCGUAUUAGUCGUCUUAUUGUUUAGGAAAAUGUAAUAUAUGGGCUUGACUGAAACUGAAUAAUUGUUUGCCAGACUAGUAAUAUUUGUAGCUAGGUAGCCACUACGUUGUGUAACGCGCUUAAAGCGCUCAAAUAACAUACAUUUUUGUCCCUCUAAGCGCUCCGUCAGUGUGUACAGCAAAGUUGCAAGACAAAGUGAAGCAUAUGUACGCCAGCGAACCGUAUACCGUAUGCUAGGUCGUGGUGGGGGUAGUUUCAGCCGUCUUAGCAUAGACCGAACGUCCACAAGACGAUCUGUGCCCGUAAAGCAGAUAUUUUGACAGGACUCGACGAGAGAUAUCAGAUUGGCACUCGACCUGCUGCCAAGGAAGGCCUCGCCAGAGCCAGGGGUAGGAGUGGAAAUCAGUCCUCGCUGAGGCAUGGAGUCUUGGGUUCGCUUCAACGCACAGAGCCAAGCCAAAGAGCGGCUUUUCAGGGCAACACAGUAUGCCUGCACAUUGCUAGGCUACACGUUGCUGAAGGGCGGGGCCAACAGUGAUUUGCUGACCAAGAUUAAGCAGCUGGAAGCCCAUGUGAGCCUGGUGCGGAAGUUGAUGCGCCUGGGGAACUCGGCCGAGGCUCUGGAGGCCGCCAAGCGAGCGGUGCACCUGUCUGACUGCGUGCUGCGGCUCUGCAUCACUGUGGCCCACCUCAACCGCGCCAUGUACUUCGCCUGCGACAACGUGCUGUGGGCUGGCAAGACGGGCCUGCUGCCCAAGCUGGACCAGAACAAGUGGAGCCAGAGGUCCUUCAGGUACUAUCUCUUCGCCCUCAUCCUCAACCUGACGCGCGAUGCCUACGAGGUCAAGCUGCUGAUGGACCGGGAGUCUCGGAGUGUCGGGGCGAAGGGGGCGUGGGCCAGCCCGUCCACCCCGCUCCCGGAGAACGGGGAGCUGCUGCAGAGCGCCGGCUCCCACGCCUCCUCCUCCUCCAUCUCCGCCAUCUCAGCUGGGGCCCUGUACGCCCGCCUGCACAGAGAGCUCCACCUGGUGGCCGCCGUGCUGCGCAACAACCCCCCUCUCCUGCUGGACCUGGUGAAGAACCUCUGUGACCUCUUCAUCCCGCUGGACCGGCUGGGGCUGUACCAGACGGGGCCGGGCUUCGUGGGGGCCUGCGGCCUCACCUCCUCCAUCCUUUCCCUGCUCACCCUCGUCCACCCCUGGCUCAAGCUGAAGCCCUAAACCCCCACAGCGCAGCACAGGAACUCUCGCUUUGGUUUGAUGCAGUGGGGUUCUGGUAUGUUACCGCGGGCAGGAAGGAGGAUGGACCACAGAGGAGCCGAAAAGUGUCUGCAUGGAGUGGUGUGAUGGAGGUCUCUGUAAAGCUGUGUGGUUUACAUCAGGCAUCUUCCGAUGCAGUGUGAUGGAAGUCAAAUGUAUAUAUCCGUUUUUGUUUUAUUUGGUGGAGGGAGGGGGGAAGGUCGCAGGGCUGUGGUUAAAAAGCUCACACCCUGGCAGUCCAGGGUUGGUUGUCACACCUACUUCCUUUAGACUAGAGACUAAUUCAAGGCCUGCUUGUGACAGGAACCCUCAGGAGCUUUGAAGACUAAACCAUUCAAUUCCAUUUCAUAGACCUGACCCAAAAUUAUGUAUGUUUGCUUUGGGGGGCGUCCACAUUUCUGCCCUCCACAUGCCCCCC